Molecule: messenger RNA, 402 nt
Organism: Formica exsecta
Lineage: Eukaryota; Metazoa; Arthropoda; Insecta; Hymenoptera; Formicidae
Exons: 2
Coding region: 1-402 (133 amino acids)
Source: RefSeq, a predicted model, not a curated record
AUGUCUCGGGCUCUCGAGAAUUUUAAAAAGGUCGAACGUCUCAACGACCAAAAUUUGUUCAAGAAUCUCAUCUUUGAAAAAAACUUGGAGCCAGAAGAUCAAUUGGACGCACACGAGAAGAUCUACCAAACAGCGUUGGAUCUCAUAAUAGAGUGGUUAGAGGAACUUGAGCCCCCUGUGAGUCCGAACCGAUCUCUUCAAACAGAACAGUCAUUUUCGCGAUCGGAAACAGCGUUAUCAGUGAAGCAUUUGCUGCCGAUCAAAUUGCCGCCGUUCUCAGGCAAUUUCACAGAAUGGGAGAGCUUUCGCGAUAGAUUCACCGCAUUAAUCACUGAAAAUAAGGAUCUCUCCGAUUUCUCGCAAAUGCAUUUCCUCGUAUCAAGUUUAACCGGCUCCGCUUAA